UCGCUAUUUUCCGAAGAUAAGGUUACAACACCUUUAUUAAAUGUAAAUUAUUUUGAUGUUAUGGAAUCAAAUAUUGGAAACCAUGGAUGUAUAUGAUACCAAUAGUAAAAUGGAAGAGGCAGGACAUUAUGAAGUAGCUGAUAUAGUAGCUGAUAUUACAGAUAAAGAAGAGACGAACAAUGAUAGAAUAGAAAAAGCAAAAGGUGAACAAGGUACCGGCAAGCAUGAAAUGAAUAAAAUCAUAUACAAAGAAAACACAGCAGGAACAAGCAAGUUUGAAACAAAAGAAAAUACAUCAGCAUAUGACAUAUCAGAAGAUAGUGACUACGAUACACUUAAUUUAGUGCCAUAUUCAGAGACUAAUAGUAGUUCUGAUGAAAUGCCAACAAAAACAAAGACGCGACGAAAAAGAUUUAAAGUGGAAAAGGCAAUGUGGUUUUCAGAGAAGAAUAGAAAUAAGCGAGAGAAAGGAAAGCGAUACUUUGAUAGAACUAAAGUAAACGGAAAGUGGUCUUACGACAUAGAAAGAGAGCCAAGAGAGAUCAAAGAAAGAUGCCAGUAUAGAGUUAGAAACGGAACUUUAAAAUGCAGUCAAAUAAGAGAACAACAAAGAAAAGACAUAUUCGAAUAUUUUGGAGUCUAUGUUGGGGAAAAAAAAGGUAUUCGUGGACAGUACUGUGAAGAGUGAAUUUAUUAAACGGGCAAGAGUUAGAAAAGUACCAGAACAAUCAAGGAGAAAUCAAACUUUGAAGUACCUACUAUUUAAAAACAGGCGAUCAGGAAAUAAAAGUUCGUAGAACAAAGUACUUAAACACAGUAGGUUUGGGUCGUUGGAAAAAUACGUUUUCAAAUUACGAAAAAGCUGAAGAUGUAGAAAAAACUGUAAAAAAAGACCAACUGUAUAUAGAAAUGAAAAACAAAAUAAAAAGAAACCAUUUUAAACAGAUAACAAGAGUUUCUUGAUUCAUUACCAACAAUGGAAUCUCAUUACUGCAUAUCCUCUUCAAGCAAAAAUUACCUAUUGCCCGAGUGGACCUCAAAAGAAAUGGUGUACUCAAAAAUAUUCACCCUUUAAGCACUACAUUCAAAAAAGCAUUUGAGUCAAAAAAUAUGUCAUUAUUCAGGCCAAAAAAGGAUGAAUGCGAAAUUUGUAAUAAAUUCAAGGAAGGCUACAUCACAGAGGAAGAAUAUAACAACCAUAUGACAAGAAAAAGGGAAGGUAGAAGCGAAAUGGAAAAAGAUAAAGAAAAUGAAAAAUUUGUCUAUACCGUCGAUCUUCAGGCUAAGGCUGGUAACCGUGACCCGUUAACCGGUUCCGUAGGACCAAAAACCGUUAAAGAACGUAACCGGUUUAACCGUAACAGGUUUAACCGGAACAGGUUUAACCGGAACAGGUUUAACCUGAACCGGUUUAUAACUGGUUUAACCGUAACCGUUUUAAACGCAACCGGUGUAACUCUAAUCGAACCGGUUAAACCUGUCACUUGUUGAGCCGUAACUGGUUUAACCGUAACCUAAACGGGUUUUAGCGAGACCGUGAACGUAAACGAACAAGUAUAGUUUGAGCUCUUAAUAGGGAUGCGCAUAUUUCUUAAAACGUCGAUACCGACAUCGAAUGAUAUACCAAAAACAAAGUAUCGAUGCCAUUAAAGUGAUCGAACUGAAAAAAAAAAACUAUAAUUAUAAACAUCGAUGUUUUUAAAACUUAUACAUUUAAA
Messenger RNA from Psylliodes chrysocephalus, 1718 nucleotides. The record is from the annotation of a GenBank genome assembly. NCBI's taxonomy places the organism in Eukaryota, Metazoa, Arthropoda, Insecta, Coleoptera, Chrysomelidae.